ACGCGUUGUAAAUGAAAUAAGAAGAAAUUUUUUUUACACAAGUUUGACAACACUGGUCAUGAUGGAGACGGUUGAGUUGCCAGAAGAGGCUCCUUUAAGGACACAAUUCACUGUCGAUGAUUUAGAUAUUGAAAUAUUACCGCUUAUUUACGAGAUUAUACGUAGUGUGGAGAAAGAUCCGCAUGAUACUACACAAAAAGCAAAAGAAUCACAAGAUACAAGUCACAAGGUUCUAGAAUUGCAGAAGAAAUUGGAUUCUGUGAGAUCACAGAUUAAAAGAUUACCAGGGAUAGAAUACAGUAAAGAAGAACAGUUACAAAAACUAGAAACAUUGCGUAAACAACUGAGAUUGAAACGUGAACUUUUGUUAAAGUAUCGUAAUUCAUACACAUUUGAAAUACCUAAAGUAUAAAUUUAAAUUUGAAUGAAAUACCUAAAGUAAAAUACUUUAGAUGUGUUUAUUCUCUAUUAUAUAACAGCAGUUAUAUACUUUAUCACCAUGCGUUUCAUAAGAGCUCUUUUCCACUAUUUGUUAAACAAUGAACAACUGAUUAAUAGAUUAGCAGAAUCCAAACCAAUUAGACAAA
Harpegnathos saltator (Jerdon's jumping ant) is the source of this 587-nucleotide messenger RNA. RefSeq names its product mediator complex subunit 9 (gene MED9). Gene Ontology annotation, molecular function: transcription coregulator activity. The record is from RefSeq and is a predicted model, not a curated record. NCBI's taxonomy places the organism in Eukaryota, Metazoa, Arthropoda, Insecta, Hymenoptera, Formicidae. Gene Ontology annotation, cellular component: mediator complex. Gene Ontology annotation, biological process: regulation of transcription by RNA polymerase II. The transcript is spliced from 3 exons. The coding region runs from base 59 to 412 and encodes 117 amino acids.